Messenger RNA from Plasmopara halstedii, 1260 nucleotides. RefSeq names its product nek protein kinase. The record is from RefSeq and is a predicted model, not a curated record. Gene Ontology annotation, molecular function: ATP binding; protein kinase activity. NCBI's taxonomy places the organism in Eukaryota, Oomycota, Peronosporomycetes, Peronosporales, Peronosporaceae. The transcript is spliced from 5 exons. The coding region runs from base 1 to 1260 and encodes 419 amino acids. Gene Ontology annotation, biological process: protein phosphorylation.
AUGCAAGAGUUACCCGUCAAGUCCAAAGACAUAUACACGCAACUCGCGCAUAUUGGACAUGGCACUUAUGCAGACGUAUUCUUAUGCAUGCACAAAACCUCUGGAGACUAUGUAUGUCUGAAGGAGAUGGACGUAAGCUUUCUAUCAUCCGACGAGCGAGAAAGGUGUCUUACUGAGGUUACAAUACUUCAGCACCUAUCAGCACACCCAAACAUUGUGGGCUUUCGUGAAGCCUUCUGGAAGGAAAGUCUUGAAGAAAGUCAGCAAGUUCUUAUUCUCGUGCUUGACUAUGCAGAUGGUGGAAGUCUUGCGCAGUAUUUGCGUGUCACGCGUACAACCGAGGAAUGUGCUCGUGAAAUCUUUAUUGAGAUUGUCAGAGGAGUUCUUCAUUUGCAUAGUCACCAUAUCAUUCAUCGUGACUUAAAGUGUGACAAUAUUUUAUUGUUUCGGUCCGGUCGAAUCGUUGUGGGUGACUUUGGCACUUCAAAGCAGAUCAUUCCAACAGCUGGGGAAAAUCAAGUUCUAAAAAAGCAAGAUUUAACGGCAACGGUGGUUGGCUCUCCACUCUAUAUGAGUCCCGAAUUAUUGGAAGGCAAGCUACAUGGAUUUGCAACUGAUAUUUGGUCCCUUGGCUGUGUGUUGUAUGAACUGUUGUCCGGAGGAAAACCUUCAUUUGGUGCUGCAUCAUAUCCUGCCGUUGUCAUCCGUAUCACUCAAGGAGAAUACGAUCAGUUAGACCCUGAAGUAGUAUCAAAAGAAGCAUGUGACUUGAUUGACAUGAUGUUGCAGAAAGAGCCUCGAAAACGACCUAGUAUCAUGGAGGUGUUACGAUCUUCUUGGCUUGAGAAAGCUGCUAUUUCCGAACUUAAAAGCGAAGUUGCUUUUAUCAAUGAACCUUUAUCGCCGUAUUCUGUAAUAUCAGCGGAUAGCCAUCAAGCGAGUGCGAAGCCAUACGAUAGGUUUACUACUGGUUCGGUAAUAUCGACUCGUUUUCCUCCUCCAGCACCCAUGGGUAUCAUGAAAAAAGGUGCAUCACCUCGGGUUGCAGCUACUCGAAAUCAGAAACGUUUGAUACGUCGGAGUAGCUCUAUUAAGCGGAAGCGCAAUCUUUCUCGAAGCCGAGUUGUUUCACCAUUGAUUUGGCUGGACGAGGAGCCUCCACCUCCACCAGUGCUUCCAUUCAGAAACCCAUCUUUGGUCGCUCCUUCUAUUCCGUUCAAACAGCAUCGAGCAACUGAUUACGAUUCCGUUGAAAAAUGA